GCCCCUAGCUAUCUUCAGGGUGGGAUGCACAGUUAUGGAGCUAGCUCGUUCUCCACACCUGUUCUAUCAUGUACUUUAUCACCUAAUUUACUUGAAAAAGUACCGAGAUCUAACUUUCAUUGCACACAACCCUUCCCUAGCCUUAUUUUGAAGCUAUUUAUGUAAUUCUAUAUACAAAUUUAGUGAGAAAAUACCUCAUGUGGUGGAUAAACUGGCAUUUAUCUGUAUAAUAGCGGGGUACUAACGGCGUACUUUAUAUUCCCUAUGGAGGGGUAAAAGAUUAUAAUGCCCCGCCAUCAUUGGGCAAUCAGACCAUGCACGCCGAUUUCAGGAACGUCAUUGUGAACAAGUUUUAUUUUUUUCCUCUCCAUCUUUUUCAAUUCAAGUCAUUCACUUAUUAAUCUUAUUUUGAGAUUUGAGGCAAUCUAUUCUACUCAAUUCCAUUCGAUAUCCUAAUCGCUAUGGAGUCGACAUUACCUCUUCCUUUUCUGAUCUCUGUACCCGUCCCGCCUAGUUGGGUCUCAAGCGAGGAGGGGCAAGGACUGAGCCAAGAAGAAGUAUCAUGUCUGGGCUGCGUUUUCUUCGAGGUGACUCAGCAGAAUUUCCAAGAACUUCUUGACAAUCUCGGACAACUUAACUCCGCUGCACUUCACACUUUUUUCGAUGCCACCGGCCUAGAAUCAAAAGAUGAUGUUGUCACGCUAUUGGACAAUGGUGCUCGAAAAGUUUUCGUUCAACCCGAGAGGCUUCCGGACUUCACGGAGUACGGGAGACGAGUAGCUCCAGCAGUGAGCAAGAUUAACCAAGUGUCGUCCGGGACACAGCAUGGACUACUUCUAAAAGAUUUUGACCAACGGAAUUGCGAUGUGGCUGGCUUCAUGGAGUCAAACAAGGCCACUAAAAUGCCACCUCUAUAUAUCAAACCCAUUCAAGACACCACAUACGAUCAUUUCGUUGAUAUAUGCUCACAACUAUCCGCCAUCCCUAUCAUCCCAUCAACAGAAUUAACAACAAAGAAGGACGAAGUAGGGAAGGUCUCCGUAUCAAAAUUAUUUUCUACGGCAUGGAAGUCAGAUAGACCAGACAAGCUUUUGCCUACUGUUGUUUGCGAUGAAGGUGGAGUUGCGCUUGGAUUAGUGUAUAGCAGUGAGGAAAGUGUUGCGGAGUCUUUACGGACGAAGACGGGCGUCUAUCAAAGCCGGAAACGAGGACUUUGGUACAAAGGUGCUACCUCUGGAGACACGCAGGAGUUGGUGAGGAUAUCUCUCGACUGCGACAAUGACGCUCUAAAAUUCGUGGUCAACCAAAAAGGUAAAUUCUGUCAUCUCGACCAAUAUGGAUGUUUUGGUGAUCUCAAGGGGAUUGCGAAGCUCGAACAAACACUACACUCAAGGAAACGGUCGGCUCCCGAAGGAUCAUACACGAAACGUCUCUUUUCAGACGAGAAGCUUUUGCGCGCCAAGAUCAUGGAAGAGGCAGAAGAAUUAUGCGAUGCAAAGGCUCCCGAGGAUAUUGCGUUUGAAGCGGCGGAUUUAAUCUACUUCGCAUUGACGAGAGCUGUCAGUGCUGGAGUGAGUCUGUCUGAUAUUGAGAAGAAUCUCGACGCCAAGAGCUUAAAGGUCAAGAGAAGGCCAGGAAAUGCAAAGGGCCAAUGGGCUCAAAAGGAGGGCAUUACGAAUGGAACUGCUGAGAAAGCCAAGGAGGUCGCGAAGACCUCUGCCACUCCGUUAACAUCCGCCCCAGGUACCGAUAGAAUAACCUUGAAGCGGGUUGAUGUUAGCAAAGUCAGCGAAAUUGAAGUUUCAGAGGCGUUAAGAAGGCCGUCCCAAAAAUCGGCCGACGCGAUUAUGAACAUCGUCACUCCUAUCAUUAACGACAUUCGAACAAACGGAGAUAAAGCAUUACUAUCUUAUACUCACAAAUUCGAAAGGGCGACUUCCCUUACUUCACCUGUCCUCAAAGCUCCAUUCCCUCAGUCGCUCAUGAAUCUCCCUCCAGAAACUAUCAAAGCGAUUGAUGUCUCAUUCGAAAAUAUUCGAAAGUUCCAUGCCGCACAAAGAGAAGAGCCUCUAAAGGUUGAAACUAUGCCAGGUGUUGUGUGUAGUAGAUUCUCUAGACCGAUUGAGCGAGUUGGUCUGUAUGUUCCAGGUGGAACCGCGGUCUUACCCAGUACGGCGCUUAUGCUCGGAGUACCGGCUAUGGUAGCAGGUUGUAAGAAGAUUGUUCUUGCGUCUCCACCACGUUCCGAUGGUAGUAUAACGCCAGAAAUUGUGUACGCUGCUCAUAAAGUUGGUGCUGAGAGCAUUGUCUUGGCCGGGGGUGCACAAGCUGUUGCAGCAAUGGCAUACGGUACAGAGAGUGUCAGCAAGGUAGACAAGAUUCUUGGACCUGGAAAUCAAUUUGUGACCGCCGCCAAGAUGUUCGUCAGUAACGAUACCAACGCCGGAGUGAGCAUCGAUAUGCCGGCCGGCCCAUCAGAGGUAUUGGUAGUUGCGGAUCAGGAUGCCAAUCCGGCUUUUGUCGCCUCUGAUCUCUUAUCUCAAGCCGAACACGGUGUCGAUAGCCAAGUUGUCUGCAUUGCCAUUGAUCUAAAUGAAAAGCAAUUACAAGCGAUCGAGGACGAGGUCCACAAGCAGGCAAUGGCUCUACCACGAGUAGAUAUCGUGAGGAGUGCCAUCGAUCACUCCGUUACAUUCAUAGUCAACGAUGUAGAAGAGGCAAUGAGAAUUAGCAACGAGUAUGCUCCUGAGCAUCUGAUCCUACAACUCAAGGACGCUGAGAAGGUGGUGGACAAGGUAAUGAACGCCGGUAGUGUGUUUAUUGGGCAGUGGACUCCCGAGAGUGUUGGUGAUUACUCUGCGGGUGUCAAUCACUCCUUGCCUACCUACGGGUAUGCCAAGCAGUAUUCGGGGGUAAACCUUGGUUCCUUCCUCAAGCACAUCACAAGUUCGAACCUGACCGCCGAGGGUCUCCAAAACGUGGGUGGUGCAGUCAUGCAACUGGCAAAGGUAGAGGAACUUGAAGCACAUAGGAGAGCCGUAAGUAUCCGAUUGAAUACUCUCACCGGCGAGCAGGUUUAAUACAACCCUACUGGAUGAUAUGAGAUGCCUAUAGCCCAAAAUGGAAGGGGGUAAAUGAAGAAGAAAAUGUGUUACUCACUUCCGGCUUCGCGAUCCCUCUGGAGAGUGAGUUAAAACAGGUUGCCAGUCACUUUAAACUUCUGAUCACCUGGUACUAUCAUUUUCUUUCAAUUAUGGUGUAUAGCCUAGUAUAGGUAAUGGAUUGAUAAUUAAAAUGGGGUGGGGCAUAUAAGACAAGCAGAUAGAUAUGAAAAAGCAAUUGGAGAAAAUAAGUAAAAGCAUGAGUAAAAUGAUGUUUCCUGGUGGUGGUGGUUUCAUUAUGGAGUGCUAGACAAAAUGGUACGCAAAUAUCAAAGAAAACUUCCGUUCGUCCUCAUCCGAACUUGAUAGCAUGAUAUCGGGAGACACUACAAAUUGAGAUACGCCGAAACACGUCAUUUAAGCCGGUCGAAACUCCUUUAUUCAGGACCGAUUGGUAAUUUCUAAAGUAGGUAGCCGGGUGGGGGUUGUUUAUUCGGGGUACGGUGUCGCCUUCCGUCCGAUUUCUUUCACCUUUUGUCCUAGGUUUGCGCCUUCUGUAUUUACACAGCCCGAACAAAG
Messenger RNA from Hypoxylon trugodes, 3680 nucleotides. Its product is annotated as histidine biosynthesis trifunctional-protein. The transcript is spliced from 2 exons. NCBI's taxonomy places the organism in Eukaryota, Fungi, Ascomycota, Sordariomycetes, Xylariales, Hypoxylaceae. Bases 462 to 3080 code for a protein of 872 amino acids. Gene Ontology annotation, cellular component: cytoplasm. The record is from RefSeq and is a predicted model, not a curated record. Gene Ontology annotation, biological process: L-histidine biosynthetic process. Gene Ontology annotation, molecular function: NAD binding; metal ion binding; phosphoribosyl-ATP diphosphatase activity.